GCCUCCAGCCUUGUACAUGGGUGCGCUCGGGGAGCUGACAUGGCUGUCCUGGGAGUGCAGCUGGUGGUGACCCUGUUCACAGCUACCCUCAUGCACAGGCUGGCCCCACACUUCUCCUUUGCCCGCUGGCUGCUCUGCAAUGGCAGUCUGUUCCGAUACAUACGCCCGUCUGAGGAUGAACUAAGGGUGCUAGCAGGGAAACCAAGGCCCAGAGGCAGGAAGGAACGGUGGGCAAAUGGCCUUCAUGAUGAGAAGCCAUUGUCAUUGCCUCGAGAUGCCCCUUUGCAGAUGGCGACUUGUCCCCUCACUGCUGUGGAUGCCCUAGGCCUGCGCUUCUUUCUGGAAUACCAGUGGUUCGUGGAUUUCGCUGUGUACUCUGUUGGUGUGUACCUCUUCUCUGAGGCCUACUAUUUGGUGCUGGGCCAGGUCCAGGAGGCCAACAUCGCUGUGUUCUGGUGCCUGCUCACAUUGGCCUUCUCUCUCAAGGUGUUCCUCAUGGUGACCCGACUGUACUUCAGUGCCAAGGAGGGUGGCGAACGCUCAGUGUGUCUCACUUUUGCCUUCCUCGUCCUCCUCCUGGCCAUGAUGGUGCAGGUGGUGCGGGAGGAGACCCUGGAGCUGGGUCUGGAGCCAGGUCUGGCCAGCGUGAUCCAGAACCUGGAGCCUGUUCUGAAGAAGCAGGGGUGGGACUGGGCGCUCCCUGUGACCGAGCUGGCCAUCCGCCUUGGGCUGGUGGUGCUAGGCUCCUUGUUGGGCGCCUUCCUCAUUUUCCCGGGCCUGAGGCUGGCUCAGACCCACCAGGAUGCGCUGACCUUAAAUGCAGACCGGCCCCUGCUACAGCUGCUCCUGCACACCAGCUUCCUGUCGCCCCUGUGCACCCUGUGGCUCUGGACAAAGCCUGUCGCCCGUGACUUACUAUGCCAGGCACCCAGGAAGAACAUGACCUCUUCUUUGCCAUCAGAAGGGGCCUUCGACUCCCUGCGCCUUUGGGUGCUGGUGGUGCUAUGCCUGCUGCGGCUAGUUGUGACCCGGCCACACCUGCAGGCCUACCUGUGCCUGGCUAAGGCUCAAGUGGAGAAGCUUCGCAAGGAGGCCGGCCGCAUUGAGGCCAGAGAGAUUCAGCAGCGGGUGGUCCGGGUCUACUGCUACGUGACCGUGGUGAGCCUGCAGUACCUGACGCCACUCAUCCUCACUCUGCACUGCACACUUCUGCUCAAGACCUUGGGUGGCUACUCUUGGGUCCUGGGCCCUGCUCCAACCCCACUGGCUCCACCCAAGUCCUCAGACACUUUGAUCUCUGUGAACCCUGUAGAGGAUGAAGCUCAGCAGACUGUGGCCCAGGUAGCAGGGGUCCUGGGUGGCCUCCUCACACCCCUCUUCCUCCGUGGCGUGCUUGCCUACCUCAUCUGGUGGACUGCUGCCUGCCAGCUGCUCUCCAGCCUCUUUGGUCUCUAUUUCCACCAGCACCUGGCAGCUGGCAUUUGAUCCCUGUCCACCAGGACUGGGACUGUCCCUGUGUGCCUCUGUCCCUAGAUGACCUAGGGAUAAGGGUGGGGACUCCCAUUAUCUCUCACCUCAGUGCCUAGAUAUGGACCUGUUGAGUCAGGCUCCCCUGGGCCUGGAGGCCAUGGUCCUCAAAUGUGUGCAUGUGUGAACAGGGUUUCAGUGGGAGGCUGCUCUCAAAAAAGGGGGUGGGCCACUUUUACAGAAUAUACCCAAAGGCUGGGGAGAUGAGCAGGGAAGACCUGUGCAGUAAGAGGGGCUUUAGGAGAAAGUGGUACUAGGCAAGAAUAGAAAGAUGGAGUUAGUUGUAGAUGGCUAGGAGAAAGCAAGGGGUGGGGCUCAGGCCCAGCACCCACAUAUCCCUGGGGUCUGUCACUAUCCACCAGGAGGGAAAGAGACAAGAGUCACCAUGUCCAUUUUCCCAGGACACUGGGGAGACUGAGGCAGGAGGAUUAGCUUAAACUAGUAACAACACCAUGUCUCUAAAACAAACAAACAAAUAAAUAAAAGGUAGGGAGAGGAAUGUCAACUGGAAAGAGAGUGAGAGGAGGGGAGAUUGUUGCCACCCUGGAAGCUGUGAUGAUUGCUGUGAUGCAUUUCAAGGCCUUGAUGACUGAGGGUUACCACCAACUCCAGAGUUGUCCUAUUGCUAUGUUUGUGCAUGUGUGUGUUUGUGAGACAUGCAAGGUUGUCAUUGACCCUCUUACAUAUGCAAAAUGUAUAUUGAGAAUAA
Phodopus roborovskii (desert hamster) is the source of this 2236-nucleotide messenger RNA. It is a transcript of the gene Tmem161a, whose product is annotated as transmembrane protein 161A. The record is from RefSeq and is a predicted model, not a curated record. Bases 40 to 1485 code for a protein of 481 amino acids. The transcript has 12 exons. NCBI's taxonomy places the organism in Eukaryota, Metazoa, Chordata, Mammalia, Rodentia, Cricetidae.